AAAAAAAAAAACUAUUCGUAAAGUUCGGAAGAAAUCACACUAAGCUCCAGUUGAGGUAUCGUUUUCUUCACGAACCCUUUUUCAUCUUCAAUCGACCAAAUUUCUCGAUUGCUCUGGCAUUCAGAAAGCAGAAAUGAGUCCAACUGGCUAUACUGCAGAAGUUACAUGUUUGUCUCCCAGUGCUACUGAGAAGGAUGUCUAUGACUUUUUCGCUUUAUGUGGUGCAAUUGAACAUGUUGAUAUUGUCAGAGCGGGUGAGUAUGCAUGCACAGCCUAUGUGACAUUCAAAAAUGCUCAUGCUCUGGAAACUGCUGUCCUACUCUCUGGAGCAAUCAUUGUGGACCAACCUGUGUGCAUAACCCGAUGGGGGCAUAACGAAGAGGAUCAUUACUUCUGGAACCAUUCUUCGUGGAAUACUGACGACGAAAACAUGCCUAAUGCCUCUCAAGCUCCUCGGGCAGUCCCCACUGCCGGAGAAGCUGUGUCUUUAGCUCAAGACGUGGUCAAAACAAUGAUAUCCAAGGGGUAUGUACUGGGAAAAGACGCAUUCAGCAAGGCAAAAGCCUUGGACGAAUCUCAUCAGGUGUCAGCAACCGCAAUGGCCAAGGUUGCGGAACUGAGCGACAGAAUUGGGCUUACUGAUAAGAUAUUUGUGGGAGUCGAAACGGCGAGGUCAGUGGAUCAAAGGUACCAUAUCUAUGAUACUACCAAAUCUGCUGUGUCCGCCACAGGAAGAACUGCUGUCUCCGCAGCUAAUGCUGUGGUUAACAGCAGUUACUUCUCGAGAGGCGCUCUCUGGGUAUCGGGUGCUCUUAAUCGAGCUGCUCAGGCCGCGGCUGACCUCGGCAGCCGCAGCGGCGAAAAAUGAGAAAACUUGGGGCCGUAUGUGCCUUUUUGUGGUUGUCUGUCUAAAAGUGAUGUGUGGAUGCUUUAUAGCAUUGUUACUGCUAUUACUAUUGCACGCAUCAUUUAUAUAUAUAUAUAUAUAUAUAUCGAAAAAUAGAUCGAAAAAUAGUCUUUGAAUGUGUUAUUAUGAUAAAAUUUAAGAUUUAAAGUGGUGUUAUAUAUAUAUAUAUAUAGAGAGAGAGAGAGAGAUAAUUAGGAUAUAGAGUAAUACAUAAUUUCAAUUAAUAUUAUUGUGAUAAUUGAAAUUAUGUACGGACGGCUUAUAUUUUAUGAUAUACUUUAUGAAUACAUUU
Molecule: messenger RNA, 1199 nt
Organism: Andrographis paniculata
Lineage: Eukaryota; Viridiplantae; Streptophyta; Magnoliopsida; Lamiales; Acanthaceae
Product: binding partner of ACD11 1-like
Exons: 5
Coding region: 134-868 (244 amino acids)
Molecular function (GO): RNA binding
Source: RefSeq, a predicted model, not a curated record